AUGGGAACUGAAAGAAGAAAAACAAAAAGAUACACUUUCAAGAGUCCAAAGAUAGAAGAAUUGAGAAAGUUAGGAUCCUUAAUUGCCAAUCAAGAGAGUUUUUGUGACAAGUAUGGAAAGUUGUUGUAUCUCCUCAAAACAAAGAUAAAAGAAGGGAUUCUCUCUACAUUGGUCCAAUCCUAUGAUCCCUUGUAUCAUUGUUCCACCUUCCCUAAUUAUCAACUUUUGCCAACAUUGGAAGAGUAUGCAAGUAUCAUAGGAUUGCCCAUUACUGGAAAGAUUCCCUUUACUGGUUUAGAAGGAGACACCAAGUCUCAUGACAUUGCCAAGUUCUCUCAUUUAAGGAAUGAUGAGAUUGAGAAGAAUAUGGUCACCAAAGGAGGAUUACUUGGAUUGCCUGCUCAAUUUCUGAUCGAGAAAGCUCUUGCCUUUUCAAAAGAAGAAAGAAUGGAUGACUUUGAAGCUAUCUUUGCCAUGCUUGUUUAUGGACUGUUCUUGUUCCCAUAUAGUGAAAACUUCGUUGAUAUUAAUGCAAUCAAAGUCUUCAUGAAAGGAAACCAUGUUCCUACUUUGCUUGGGGACACUUACUAUUCCAUUCACUUGAGGAAUUCCUAUGGAAAGGGAAUGAUUACCUAUUGUACUCCUUUUCUAUACAAGUGGUACAUCUCUCAUUUUCCAAACACCAAUGAUUUUUGGGACCUUCAAGAACGACAAAGGUGGUCUCAAAAGAUUAUGACUCUCACCAAAACUGAUAUUAUCUGGACCAACAACUCCUUCUGUAGGAUGAAAACCCUAGAUAGCUGGGGUGAUUUUCCUAAUGUAACUCUUCUUGUUAUGAAAGGAGGAAUCAGUUAUAGUCUCGUUUUAUCUUGUCGUCAAUUUGGUUUCCCUAUGGACAAAAGACCAAGGAAUAUUUUAUUGGAUGGAUUCUUCUUUGAAUAA
Messenger RNA from Vicia villosa (hairy vetch), 942 nucleotides. RefSeq lists its product as uncharacterized. NCBI's taxonomy places the organism in Eukaryota, Viridiplantae, Streptophyta, Magnoliopsida, Fabales, Fabaceae. The transcript has a single exon. Bases 1 to 942 code for a protein of 313 amino acids. The record is from RefSeq and is a predicted model, not a curated record.